Pseudophryne corroboree (corroboree frog) is the source of this 2565-nucleotide messenger RNA. RefSeq names its product zinc finger protein 408 (gene ZNF408). NCBI's taxonomy places the organism in Eukaryota, Metazoa, Chordata, Amphibia, Anura, Myobatrachidae. The transcript is spliced from 5 exons. The record is from RefSeq and is a predicted model, not a curated record. Bases 95 to 2524 code for a protein of 809 amino acids.
GUGAGGACCGUUUCCGGCGGGAGCCGCUGACUGCUGGAGCCGGAUGUUUACUUCCUGCUGCGAGGUUACCGCGGAUCCGUGACUAGCAGGUUGUAUGAAUUCACCAAUCUCCCCUCAGCCUGUGGAAGACACACAGGAUGCUACAUGGCAGGCUUUGCACAGCCUCCCUCGUGGUUUGGCCUUGGGUCCCUCUCUAUCACAGGAGGAGGGUCUGGGAUUGUGGUGUGUUGGCAAGCCUUUGCCCAGCGGUUCAUUCCUUCCACCCUACAGUCCUGGCUGUGAAGAUGGACUGUCUGUCAGUGAGGAAUUGUCCCCAGAGACUGGACUUAGGUGGUUGAGGUUUGUCAGGAGAAGUGCACAGCAAAUGAAUGUGAAAUUAUGCUGGCUCGGUGGAUGUCUCAGACUCCAGGUAAUCGUUCCUAUCCAGCAAGGCUCUGAAGUUCUCUUUCCGUUAGAGAAACACACAACCUUGGAGGAUACUGGAGAGAUGCUCCAGAAGAGAGCAGCGCCAUCCGUUCAGGAUUCACUAUGUAACUCCACUUCCAAACUCCAUCUGCAGUUAGUAGCAGAGGCAACCAAUGACGAACUGCUGCAUCACGCCAAAGAGAUUUUAGGGGAUAAAGAAUCACCUUAUAUAUCAUGGCAGCCUGAAGUAUCAGUUGGGACGCCACAGCUGAAGGGGCCUUUCUCAGCAGGGACACCUGAGUUGGAGACGGCCGUGUCCGCAGUCACAGCAGAACAAGAGGAAGAUGUGUCACCGCUCACUCCAAAGCCAGAGGGAGCCAAGUUGUCCAUCAGUGCCGGCCUUUCAGAAAAUGUCCUACCAAAAGCACCUACAGAGCAGACCAGCUCAACGCAGAUUGCUGGAACUACAAGCCAGGCUACAGAUUCUGCAGAUGAUGCUAACAAAGACACUGUGUAUGAGGAGAUAGCUACUGAGAACUCCCCAAAUACUUCUCCUUUGAUAGGUAUCCAACAGCUACAGGUGAAAUGUCAGGACUCCAGUGUUGCUGCAAAUGGACAUAGUGGAGGUUCUCCGAUAAAUAAUAUAGCCCAGAUACCAGGACAUCGGGAGAGAACCGAUCAUUUGCCAGGAGGAAAGAGUAAUCCCGGAGGUGACGGAACAAUUAUUGUAGAUACAAAGACAUUAAUUGACCAUGAAAGUAGGAAUAACCGAAGGGAAGCUGCCAGGAGGAGGCACUCUGUCACACCUAGGAAAAAGGCUGAUAACCAGGCUAAGGUUUCCACGCUGGGGAUCAGUGAACCAAAUAAUAACAAACCUGUAAAAAAGAAGAACAAGAAUAAGAGCACAAAAUUGAAAGGACCUUCAGAACGCAGAUUCAGUUGUCCAGAUUGCAACAAAAGCUUUUUCCAGCUGGGCCACCUAAAAAAACACAGCUUCAUCCAUAGCGGGCUGAAGCCAUUCCUGUGCACUGAGUGCGGGAAGACGUAUUGCUCGGAUCAGAGCUUCAAAGCCCACCUGCUAGGUCACCAAGGCCUACGUCCCUUUAAAUGUUCGCUUUGUGAUAAGGCUUAUGGCACGCAUCGGGAUCUGAAAGAGCACUCUGUGCUGCACACAGGACUACGGCCCUAUGCCUGUGAGGACUGCGGGAAGAGCUUCGCUCGUCGUCCAACCCUGCGCAUUCACCGCAAGAAUUACUGCACACCGGGUACUGGUAAAGUCAGACCGCCUCUCCACUGCCGUGUGUGCAAUAAGCAACUGGCUAACAGUUGCUCUCUGCGCAAUCACAUGCUUGUACACACAGAUGAAAAGCCAUACGCAUGUUCCCAUUGUGGCAGGGCUUUCCGCCACAAGGGGAAUUUAAACAGCCACCAGCGUCUUCACACCGGUGAGAGGCCUUAUAAAUGCCAGUACUGUGGAGAUGCCUUUCCACAGCACCCGGACCUAAAGCGCCAUCUAAUCAUGCACACGGGGGAAAUGCAUUUGUGUACUGUCUGUGGCAAAUCAUUAAAGGACCCUCAUACACUGCGCGCCCAUGAACGACUGCAUACUGGCGAACGGCCAUUCUUGUGCCAGUACUGCGGGAAAUCCUACCCAGUCGCCACCAAGCUCCGGCGCCACCUAAAAUCUCACCUGGAAAUGAGGCCAUUCCAAUGCCAUGUAUGCGGGAUCGGCUACACUAUGCAGCAUAGUCUGAAGCGCCAUCUGCGCAGCCACAGACACAGGAGGCAGGAUCCUGCGGAUAACGGUUUUGCUGCGGAAUCAGUGAUAGACCCUGGACCCGAGCACACACUUGUAUUGGUGGAGUUGAUGGAUACCAGCGAGGGUGCCGAGAACUCUGAAAGGAUAGUAAUUGCUAACUUCACCGGGAACUCGGAGCUGUGUGAAUUCCAGAGCCCUCAAACGCUGCUGCUCCCCUCGAACUCUGAGACACUAUCGGUACCAGCUGGACAUGAGCACGAGAAUGGGAUAAUCCUGCACAAAGAACAUGGUCCCAGGUUAUUACUGGUCCCCCAGGCCCUUGGGUUUAGCACGGUAGCUGAGGUGAUAGAAGUGGAAUAAGGAAUGUGGCAUUUGCCAUAAAAUAAAAAGUUUAAAUUCUG